Molecule: messenger RNA, 1993 nt
Organism: Sabethes cyaneus
Lineage: Eukaryota; Metazoa; Arthropoda; Insecta; Diptera; Culicidae
Product: serine protease inhibitor 28Dc-like
Exons: 4
Coding region: 392-1762 (456 amino acids)
Molecular function (GO): serine-type endopeptidase inhibitor activity
Source: RefSeq, a predicted model, not a curated record
UUGGGAAAACCCCCAACGAUCCCCCUGGUGAUAGUUAUUUUUAUUACCAAAUUUGAAUACAACGCUCUGUAUCUCCUGUCGCAUGCUCAGAACAAAAAUUUGUUUUCACUUUAUUCCACAUAAAUUUGUUAUGCUUCGUUCCAGUCAGUGCCUGUUUUCCAAAACAUUCUGAUCCGUAUGGUUUCUUUCUAACAAACUUCGAGCUUCACGGUUAGAGUCCAGCCGAGGUGUUAGUGAAACCGGAAUGAACUUCCCAUUAUCGCUGGCUGGUUUUGUUGUCAGUCGUCCAAUGCGGUCAGUGGUUGGUGGAUGCUCUUUUUGUUUCAUCUAUUGUCGGACUUUUGUCACCGUUGAAGAGACAGUUUACUGGUGAAGCAGUUUUGUUGCUAUCAUGGUUUCCUGGAUCAGCGCUCUUCUUUUGGCAGUCACAUUCUGUAUGGUUUACAUUCUUACGGAAGCAGCUGAUAUCAAAUCCGAUCCAGUUCACAGUGUUAUUCAGGAUAUCAGUCAUGCCAUCACUAAUCUGGCUCGUGAUUUAUCCAUACAGCUUGCUAAUGGCGGUAGCAAAUGUGAUAUCAUUUCACCUGUCAGCAUCGGAUCUUCACUGUUGCUACUGAUGCGUAUUGCUACAGGUGGUACUCGAGCAGAGUUACUGAAGCUUCUACAUCUUGACCGCUAUAGCAGAAAUGAUCAAAAAAUACCCCAGAAUUUUAGACAUCUGAUAACGGAGCUCUUAGAGCAGACUGCUGAACGUGAUAUCAAUUCUGAUGAUAUUCCAACCUGGUUAGAGGACAAGCAAUGUGGUCCCACCGACUACGAAGAUUAUGAAUAUGAAGGGUCGCCUGAUGCUAAUGGAGAAGAGCUUACCAACAUGGUUCGACUUGCGAAUGCUAUUUUUGUUCAAAACGGAUUUUUGAAUAACACCGUUCUAGAGGAGAAGGUUAGAACAUUAUUUCUGAGUAUCAUUGAAAAUGUGGAUUUCUAUGAUGCCCCUGAAAAUGUUACAGAGCACAUAAACAAAUGGGCAAACAGCAGUACGAAUGGGCGCAUUUCACAAAUUAUAUCAGAUCCGCUGAGCCGUGACACGACAAUGGUAAUAGCCAAUGCUUUAUAUUUUAAAGCAUACUGGGAGGAGGUUUUCAUUGAGGGGGGAACGAGGCCCAGAAAGUUUUUUCCCAAUGGCGAAAAUGACGAAUCUGUUGAAGCUGAUAUAAUGGCUCAUAGUGGAUGCUUUCCGUACUAUUCCUCGGCAUCGCUUGAUGCUCGAAUAAUGGGAUUCCCGUAUAAAAAUCGUACCACAACUAUGUACGUUAUCUUGCCAAACAAUUCUAAUCGGAAAAAGCUUCAACAGCUUGUUAGCAAAGUAGAUGCUCAUACAUUGGACCAGCUUAUUCGCAAUAUGACCAUGCGAACUGCUUCAGUUUUCUUCCCGAAAAUGCAUAUCACGAAUUCGUUUGAUCUGAAAGCGGUGCUCGAACAGAUGGGAGUGUCGGCAAUGUUUAGACGUGGUACAAAUGACUUUUCCAGUAUGAACAAAGCCUCCAAGGAAGCAACUCGAAGUUUAAGAGUAAGCGGAGUUAUGCACAAAGUAGAUUUGGAAGUCAAUGAAGCAGGCACCGAAGGAGGAGCCGUAACGGUUACUUUGCAGGACAGGAUGGCCCCUGCAGUGAAUUUCCGGGUACUUACACCCUUCCUUGUAGCAAUCAGGCAUGACAUAACGAAACUGCUUCUUUUCUAUGGACCCGUGUACGAUCCUUCGUAAUAAAAUUUAAGAUUUUUACUAUGAUAUGUGAAAUAAAAUAUGAAUAAUGAAUAAUUAAUUACGCAUGUAGAUUUAAUUAAAAUUAAUACAAAAUAGUGACGCCAAAGGACAUAGCGUCACCAAGAAUUGCUUAUGUGACAAAAAUAUAAACUAUGAAAAUCUUAAGGUUUAUUUGUGAAUUUAAAACAAAUACCUAAGGUAUAUACUGUACAGUAAGCGUUGUUAACAAAA